AAUCAAAAAUUUAGAUAUAGUGCUGCCGUUACUGCAGACAGAAAGCCGAGAGUAAAACGGGAAGACGCUGUGGUUUUAUGUGGUGGCGGUAUGAUGGAAAGCCUCCGAAAGUACUUUUCUGGAAGGCGGGCAGCGAUAACGAGGCAUAUAGUGGAUCAUCUGCUUCUGAAGAACCGAACUAUGAUGUAUGGGAUGGUUUUGGUGAUCAAUCUGGAUGGCUUGGUCGGCUUUUGGGUCCGAUUAAUGAUCGUUUCGGCAUAGCAGGAAUUUGGGUUCAUCAGCAAUGUGCUGUAUGGAGCCCUGAGGUUUAUUUUGCUGGAUUGGGAUGCUUGAAAAAUGUUCGGGCUGCACUUUAUCGGGGAAGGGUGCUUAAAUGCAGCCGCUGUAGAAAACCUGGAGCAACCAUAGGGUGUCGUGUUGAUCGAUGUCCAAAAACUUACCACCUGCCGUGUGCGCGAUCCAGAAGUUGCAUCUUUGAUCAUCGUAAAUUUCUUAUAGCUUGCAACGAUCACCGACAUCUGUUCCGACCGCAUGGAAUACAGAAUGACCAAUGGUUGAAGAAACUCAAGGCGAAAAGGUUGAAGUUGGAACUGCGAAAGGUGGCUAAUGAAGCAUGCCGUAAGGAUAUCGAAGUGGAAGAAAAAUGGUUAGAGAAUUGUGGGGAGGAUGAAGAAUUUUUGAAACGUGAAAGCAAGAGGCUGCAUCGGGAUUUGUUAAGAAUAGCACCCACAUACAUUGGAGGUCCAAAUUCCGAGCCCGAGAAACAAUACCAGGGCUGGGAAUCGGUUGCUGGGCUGCAAGAUGUCAUUCGAUGCAUGAAAGAGGUUGUUAUUUUGCCACUUUUGUACCCCGACUUUUUCGGUAAUCUAGGACUUACACCUCCAAGGGGAGUUCUGUUGCAUGGAUAUCCUGGAACUGGCAAGACAUUGGUUGUGCGUGCACUAGUUGGUUCUUGUGCACGUGGAGAUAGGAGGAUAGCAUAUUUUGCACGGAAAGGUGCAGAUUGUCUUGGAAAAUACGUCGGUGAUGCUGAGCGCCAACUUAGGCUUCUGUUCCAAGUCGCCGAGAAAUCUCAACCUUCUAUAAUUUUCUUCGAUGAGAUAGAUGGUCUGGCCCCUUGCCGCACUAAGCAGCAAGAUCAAACACAUAAUUCAGUUGUCUCGACUCUGCUUGCAUUGAUGGAUGGCCUAAAAUCUCGAGGUUCAGUCAUUGUAAUUGGAGCAACUAAUCGCCCCGAUGCAAUUGACCCAGCUCUACGAAGGCCUGGGAGAUUCGAUAGGGAGAUUUAUUUCCCACUGCCUUCUGUUACGGACAGAGAAGCUAUCCUCACAUUGCACACUCAGAAGUGGCCGAAGCCUGUAACUGGGUCCUUAUUGGAUUGGGUAGCCAAAGAAACUGUGGGGUAUGCUGGUGCUGAUUUGCAGGCUCUUUGUACCCAAGCUGCUAUAAUUGCUCUGAGGAGGAGUUUUCCCUUGCAACAAGUUCUCACUGCAGCAGAAACUAGAGCUAGUGAUAGUAAACGCCCUGCUAUUCCCACUUUCACGGUGGAGGAGAAAGAUUGGUUGAAGGCGCUCUCGUGUGCACCACCUCCUUGUUCUCGAAGAGAGAGUGGAAUUGCAUUAAAUGAUGUUGUUUCUUCACCUCUUAAAGUUCAUCUCGUUCCUUGUCUUUUGCAGCCACUGACGAAACUGCUGGUUCGCUUGUAUGUGGAUGAGCGUGUCUGGUUGCCACCGUAUCUUAGUAAGGCUUCCUCAUCGGUGAAAAAUGUCAUUGUUUCUGCUUUAGAUAGAAGGAGAGUGAAGAGUGAUAAUUGGUGGUUGCACGUGGAUUGGUUACUUCAAGAAGCAGAUGUAGCAAAUGAGAUCGAACAGAAUCUUACUCUCGCUAACAUUCUGGCUGGAAAGACUAAUCAGUGUGGUUUUAAUGUGAUAGAGGAGAACACCGACGAGGGUUCAAAAAUCAUGCCUCCCAACUCUCAAUGUACGGGUGCUCGCCCCGGGUUGCUGCAGAAUAUGUCGGGAUUUCAAAUGUUGAUUUGUGGAGAUCCAAGAUCAGGCCAGAGGCAUCUUGCCUCGUGUCUUCUCCACAAUUUUGUUGGCGAUAUUGAUGUAUGGAAAGUGGAUUUGGCUAGUAUCUCUCACGAAGGACACGGAGACAUGGUUCAUGGCCUAGCACGUAUACUGAUGAGAUGCACUACUGCAAAUGUCUGCAUGCUAUAUAUGCCAGCAAUUGAUUUGUGGGCUAUUGAGACAUAUGAUAAAGCUUCUGAACAUGAGUGUGAAUCAUCUUCAAUGGAAGCCGAACCCUCUGAAAAGAUGUCUUCUGAUGGAGACUGUGAAGUUGACAUGGAACAUGGGAUCGGUCCGAGUGCCGAUGUAGGGGCGACACAGUCUGAAACUGCUGCGAGGAAGGCAUCGUAUCUAUGGACCACUUUCAUUCAGCAGGUGGAGUCUAUGCGCGUAAAUACAUCCUUGAUGAUUCUGGCCACAUCAGAAUUAGCGUUUUCAUUGCUUCCCGAUAGAAUAAGGCAAUUUUUUGGGAACGAGAUAGUGGGUUGCAACCUCUCGAAGCCAAUGGAUCACAAGGUGCCACAAUUCUCCGUGCAGCUUGACGGGAAAUUCGAUCAUGAUAAGAUGAUUAAUUCUUUUGCCGCCAAGUUGACAAACGAUUUGGCGCAACACUUUGUUCAGUCACUCCAUAGUGGAAGUCACGGUCACGAGAUAUCGUUCGAGGAGAAAGCUCAUGAUACAGUUGAAGGUGAUGCCGAUCAAGUUUUGCGUAGUAAACCAUGCCACGUCAGCGAGCCCAGUCCAGUUGUUCUUACAAAUAAAAGUCUGAAGGGGAAAUCGAGCUUAAUGUUGGCAAUAUCAACCGUUGGCUAUCAGAUUCUUUGUUAUCCUCAUUUUGCCGAACUUUGUUGGGUUACUUCCAAGUUGAAAGAAGGUCCUUGUGCCAACUCCCAUGGGCCCUGGAGAGGUUGGCCUUUCAAUUCUUGUAUUGUUCGUCCGAUUGAUUCAAUGGAAGAAGUUGCUGCUGCUGAUUCUGUUUCGGGUAAUAGCAAAAGCAAAAAAUCUGGUUUAGUUAGAGGACUAGUUGCUGUUGGUUUAUCAGCAUAUAGAGGUGAAUAUUCUUCGACGAGGGAGAUUUGCUCCGAGGUUCGGAAAGUUCUGGAAACUCUAGUCGGACGAAUUGAUGAGAAAAUUCGAGCUGGGAAAGACAGAAGCCAGUUCAUUCGAGUUCUUUCACAAGUGGCUUAUCUUGAAGACAUGUUUAGCAAUUGGGCCCACACAUUGCAAAGCUUAGAGAUGGAUACUCGUUUGUCUGAGGCGAAUGCCAAUACGUGUGUGGAAACGGCUGACAAUCAUGUCUUAAAGGACAAUUUUUCGAAUGUAGACUUGCAUGGAUCGCAAGUGUUUGAAGAAAGUCCGAAAGUAGUUACUACUGCUGAUCCUGAACAGUCUAAUCCAACCGAUAUUGCAAAUGGAGUUACAGUAGAAGAGCCUCCUUCCCGUACGAUUGUCUCAGACGAUAUUAAACAGACCAUAGCAUCGAAGGAAGAUAACUUGUCCUCUAACGCAGAAUUGGAACAUUCAUCGGUCAAACUUUGCAACGGUUUCACAGAGAGUAGUUCCAGUUUUCAAGCAGAUGGUCUGUCAUCGUUGAUUGAUAAUACUAUUUUGCCAAAAUCCACCGAUGAAAACUCGUUCGAAAACGAUAAAGUCAACUCUGAGUCAAAGCCUAGCAGCAGUGUUACCGGUGCUUCUACUGUAGCUACUAUGUGCUUUUACCAGUGUUGUUUGGAGUGCUUUGCGAAUCUCAAUAAGCUGCUUCUGAAAAUUAUAAAUACUCGAUGGGAGCUUAAAGGAAGCGAGUGUUCUACCGUCGAGGAUGUUCACGAUUUUGUCGCUUCUUUAUCUGCCAAUCUUCACUUGUCACUAAGUAAAUUGCCCAAAUUGCCCCCAGGUGAAAAUUCUCGUGGCAAGAAUGUAAAAAUUGGCGAAUGUGAAAAUUCGGACAAAUGGCUAACGACGGAAUGUGAUUGUCACGCAACGGGCAAGAAUAUGAGUAGAAAGGAAGAAUCUAGGUUUUAUUUCAAGGACGGUGUUCUGUCUACUAUAGAUACAGAUAUCGACGGUGUCGAUUAUCAUUGUAAAUUCAAGAAAUUAUGCCUUUGUUUUCUUAUAGAGUGGCUGCGCGACGGGAAAAAAGGGGCCGACUUUUGAUUAAAAGAAAAUGUUGUGAUAUCAUAUAUAGCUUCGAUGUUCGUCGAUUCCGCAAAUUUUGUUGCACUUGCGGGGGAAUAUAUAUAGAUUUUAUGGAACUUAUUCACUAUUGUAAAAACAUUUUGAAAUUUUGUUUCAAGGGAUGUGAACUGUGAUUCUGUAUAGUUGAAAUUUAUUUUAUUU
Erythranthe guttata (spotted monkey flower) is the source of this 4406-nucleotide messenger RNA. Its product is annotated as P-loop containing nucleoside triphosphate hydrolases superfamily protein. Gene Ontology annotation, biological process: nucleosome disassembly; transcription initiation-coupled chromatin remodeling; nucleosome assembly. Gene Ontology annotation, molecular function: histone binding; ATP binding; chromatin binding. Gene Ontology annotation, cellular component: nucleus. Lineage: Eukaryota; Viridiplantae; Streptophyta; Magnoliopsida; Lamiales; Phrymaceae. The record is from RefSeq and is a predicted model, not a curated record.